AUGAAAUGGAAAGGGAAGGACCUGUUUGACCUGGUGUGCCGGACUCUGGGACUACGGGAAACCUGGUUCUUUGGACUGCAGUAUACAAUUAAGGACACAGUGGCCUGGCUCAAAAUGGACAAAAAGGUGCUGGAUCAUGAUGUUUCAAAGGAAGAGCCGGUUACCUUCCACUUCCUGGCCAAGUUUUAUCCAGAGAAUGCAGAGGAAGAGCUGGUCCAGGAGAUCACCCAGCAUUUAUUCUUCCUUCAGGUAAAGAAGCAGAUUCUGGAUGAGAAGAUCUACUGCCCUCCUGAGGCUUCAGUGCUCUUGGCUUCCUAUGCUGUCCAGGCCAAGUAUGGUGACUAUGACCCCUCUGUUCACAAGCGUGGGUUUUUGGCCCAGGAGGAGCUGCUUCCAAAAAGGGUAAUAAAUCUGUAUCAGAUGACACAAGAGAUGUGGGAGGAGAGAAUUACUUCAUGGUAUGCAGAGCAUCGAGGCAGAGCAAGAGAUGAAGCCGAAAUGGAAUAUUUGAAGAUUGCCCAGGACUUGGAAAUGUAUGGUGUGAACUACUUUGCAAUCCGGAAUAAAAAAGGCACAGAACUACUUCUGGGAGUGGAUGCUCUGGGCCUCCACAUAUAUGACCCUGAAAACAGACUGACCCCCAAAAUCUCCUUCCCUUGGAAUGAAAUCCGGAACAUCUCUUACAGCGACAAAGAGUUCACCAUCAAGCCUCUGGAUAAGAAGAUCGACGUCUUUAAGUUCAACUCCUCCAAACUGCGGGUGAAUAAGCUGAUUCUGCAGCUGUGCAUUGGCAACCACGACCUCUUCAUGCGGAGAAGGAAGGCCGAUUCCCUGGAGGUGCAGCAGAUGAAAGCCCAGGCCAGGGAGGAGAAGGCCAGGAAGCAGAUGGAACGACAGCGUUUGGCUCGAGAGAAGCAGAUGAGGGAAGAGGCUGAACGAACAAGAGAUGAAUUGGAGAGGAGGCUCUUACAAUUGAAAGAGGAAGCUACUAUGGCCAAUGAAGCUCUGAUGCGGUCCGAGGAGACGGCAGACCUGCUGGCAGAGAAGGCGCAGAUCACAGAGGAGGAGGCAAAGCUCUUGGCCCAGAAGGCCGCCGAGGCUGAGCAGGAGAUGCAGCGGGUCAAGGCCACGGCUAUCAGGACAGAAGAGGAAAAGCGUCUGAUGGAGCAGAAAGUGCUGGAGGCCGAGAUGCUGGCGCUGAAGAUGGCUGAGGAGUCGGAGAGGAGGGCAAAGGAGGCAGAUCAGCUGAAGCAGGAUCUCCAGGAAGCCAGGGAGUCCGAGAGAAGAACGAAGCAGAAGCUCUUGGAAAUCACCAGCAAAGCUACGUACACGCCGCCCGUGAGCUCGAGCACCCCGGCUCUGCCGGCCGACAUGCCCGGCUUCGCUCUCAUCGGCGAGAGCCUGUCUUUCGACUUCAAGGACACCGACAUGAAGCGGCUCUCCAUGGAGAUCGAGAAGGAAAAAGUGGAGUACAUGGAGAAGAGCAAACACUUACAGGAACAGCUCAACGAGCUGAAGACGGAGAUCGAGGCCCUCAAGCUGAAGGAGAGGGAGACGGCCCUGGACAUCCUGCACAACGAGAGCUCUGACCGGGGCGGCAGCAAACACAACACCAUCAAAAAGCCUCAAGCCCAAGGCAGAAGACCCAUCUGCAUUUGAGCCUUCCAACUGACCUUACAGAGCACAAAGUCCCGCGUGGCCUUCUUUGAAGAACUCUAGAGAGUGGCGCGGCCACCCGCGGAGCGAGCGGCCACCUGUGCCCGGGCACGGCUGGAGGACAACCGGGAACUCCUCAGACGUCGUUCCAGCCGAGGGGUGACCCCGACCCGCCCACGUGCGACGGCCUUGAAUUCCAGCCUUCCCAGGUUUCUCGGGUGGGAUUCAAGUUCAGCCCCGUGGAUGUUUGGACUGAGCCGCCUCUUCUGUCCGGCCUGCCAUUCGGGCUCCACGCGCUCUCUGAGGGAGGCGGGCGAGGGAGCGAGGAGGAGCCAAGCCCUUGGGGUGCCCCUUGUGCCAGGGGACAGGAAGAUGGGGGGCGGGGGGGUCACUGCCCCCGCCAGGCUUGCGCAACACACUUCCCCCAUCCAGGAAAAAGCGUUGCGAUCAAGUAGGAACUCCAGGCUUGCGAGCGCAGCUCCUCAGUGGCCGGGCCGGCGCUGGUGGCAGGAGGGCCGCCUUUGGGCUCUGGGGGUCGAGGCUGCAGAGCUUCCCAGGGCAAGGCCUUCGGCCUCGGGUCCAGGCACCCGAGUUUGUGCUUCAGCUGCCAGAGAGCCAGAGGCAGGACGAGCAGCUGAGUCUGCGGGAAGGAAUUUAGGGGCAAAGAGCAGCCGCAGCUCUCGAGUGUGCCUCGUGCCAGUGUCCGCCAUGGAGGGGAGCAGCCCCCCAAGCCCCCCUCUGACGUGUUGGGCCCGAGGCUUGGAGGGCUGCCGGUCUUCUCAGAUGUCCCCGGAGCUCCCGGGUACUCCUGACCUGCCGUCGAUGGCAGCCCUUCCUUUGGCACCGACUCCGGCUCCUCUGCUCUGUCUCGAAGCCUCUCCUGCCCCAGGCCCAUCUGCGCCCCUUCCUCCCCUCAGUGUGCCUGCUAACGUGUUCUGAGCAAAGAACGCCGCUCCCCCUCCCCCCGAUCUGCCCUGGGGAGCCCGAGCCCUGCCUGGCGGCUCCCGUCCUCUGUCCCUGAGCCCCUCCUGGCCUGUUUCUGUCCUCCCUGCCGGCAGGGGGAUGGCCUCAGUGACCUCUUGGUUGCAACGAAUGUGAAUGCAGGGGCUCGGCCUGUGCCUGCUGCCACUUGGUCAUCCAGGCCGGGGGAGGCCUGGGAUGCAUCACUGUUGGGGGGCCUGAGGAAUCCCCCCCCCCCACUGGGAUGGGGCUCUGCUCCACGGGACCACACCAGCUCUGGCCCGGCCCCCUCCCUGACCAGCUGGGAGGAGCCAGCGCUGCCCCGGGGCCCGAUAACUUGGGGAUCCCCUCCUUUCUUCCUCUCUUAGAGAGGUUCAAGGUAGGAACGCUCUGUGUGAGAUCUGUCACCGCAGUGGGGGCACGACUGUGGCCCAGCUUUCUGUCUCCUGGGCAUCCAAGCUUCGAUGCUUCUUUCCCUUUAAGAAAGAGAGCCUGGCCUGGGGCCCUGAUGCAACCCGUCCUCCUGGGGCCCCAGGAGCACAGGGGGGCUUGGAAAGAGAGGAGAGCGCCGGGCGUCCCUGGCCAUUCUCUCCUGGGGAAAGGGAGAACCACGGAAGCCCCUUCACUCCACUCAAGAAGAGGCUCCCCCUGUGGGCGUGGGAGCGAGCAGGAAAGAUGCAGGCCAGGCUGUCUGUGGGCUUUGGGAUGCCCGGGGAGGGCUUCCAGCCCCCCAGCUCCUGCCCAGGCCUCCCCCAGGUUCGUGAAAGCGGGUGAGCCGGCGGCCCGCUGGCCAGCCCCACACUCCAGCGCUUCCAAGUGCAUUUUGUAACGGUGUCCCCGUGUCUGUCUCUGUGUCCCUCUGUCUCCAGUCUGGCCAAGCCCCCUCGGCCCGUCCUCCUGCUCUCCCCUCGCCCUCUGUGCCAAUGUCCACUCAGCCCCUUUGUCCGCCGGACUCUCGGCCGGGCCUGACCCCAACGUGGACAUCUCGUCCAAACCCCUUUCAAAGCAAAAGUUGGCGAUUUGGAUUUGUAUGGCCCGGCUGGGGCCUGGGCAGGUGGAGCCCCUCCCCUGUCGGGGUUAAAUACCGACGAGUCUGUUUUCUAUUCCGGGGGGUGGUUCUAUUUUAACAGAUUGUUUUAAUAAAAAUGCAAAGCUGAAA
Gracilinanus agilis (Agile Gracile Mouse Opossum) is the source of this 3775-nucleotide messenger RNA. RefSeq names its product NF2, moesin-ezrin-radixin like (MERLIN) tumor suppressor (gene NF2). The transcript is spliced from 16 exons. Gene Ontology annotation, molecular function: cell adhesion molecule binding; actin binding. Gene Ontology annotation, biological process: regulation of gliogenesis; regulation of cell shape; regulation of organelle assembly. NCBI's taxonomy places the organism in Eukaryota, Metazoa, Chordata, Mammalia, Didelphimorphia, Didelphidae. Gene Ontology annotation, cellular component: adherens junction; plasma membrane; apical part of cell. The record is from RefSeq and is a predicted model, not a curated record. Bases 1 to 1659 code for a protein of 552 amino acids.